ACAAAAAAUAACAAAAAAACAUAAAACCAUAUUAGUAUUAAGCAUCUCUAAUUAAAACACGAUUAUAAUCUCAGCCUUUGCUGAUUCCCAAAGCCAAAAAAGCCAAUCCUCUCGUCUCUGUUUCUCUGGAUGUCCAACCAUCUUCUUCGCAGUUUCCGUCAAGUCUGAUGAUAGAUAACGUUGCCGUUGGAGAGCGACGAUAAGGGUUCCAACGCUUAUGGCAGUUAAGAAAGCCAGCGAAAUGUUUCCCAAGAAUUUGAUCGAGGAUUUACACAAAUGGGGUUGCAUGAAGCAAACGGGUGUGAGUCUCAGGUAUAUGAUGGAGUUUGGUUCCAAACCUACUGAGAGGAAUCUUCUCAUCUCCGCUCAGUUUCUCCAUAAGGAGCUUCCGAUUCGUGUCGCCAGGCGAGCGCUCGAACUCCAGACGCUUCCUUAUGGCCUCUCUGAUAAACCUGCCGUUUUGAAGGUACGGGAUUGGUAUCUGGAAUCAUUCAGGGAUAUGAGAGCCUUUCCUGAGAUUAAGGAUUCGAAUGAUGAGAAAGAAUUCACUCAGAUGAUUAAGGCUGUUAAAGUAAGGCACAACAAUGUGGUUCCCAUGAUGGCUUUAGGUGUUAAUCAGCUUAAGAAAGGAAUGAAUUCCGGAACUCUUGAUGAGAUUCAUCAGUUUCUUGAUCGUUUCUACUUGUCUCGUAUUGGGAUCCGUAUGCUUAUUGGGCAGCAUGUUGAGUUGCAUAAUCCAAAUCCACCGCUUCAUACGGUGGGUUACAUACACACUAAGAUGUCUCCUAUGGAGGUAGCCAGGAAUGCUAGUGAAGAUGCUCGCUCAAUUUGUUUCCGAGAGUAUGGUUCUGCACCUGAGAUAAACAUAUAUGGGGAUCCCAGUUUCACCUUUCCGUAUGUUCCAACGCACUUGCAUCUUAUGAUGUAUGAGCUAGUCAAGAACUCUCUACGUGCUGUUCAAGAGAGAUUUGUUGACUCCGAUAGAGUUGCACCACCUAUCCGCAUUAUAGUUGCUGAUGGAAUCGAAGAUGUUACAAUAAAGGUGUCAGAUGAAGGUGGAGGUAUACCGAGAAGCGGUCUUCCCAAAAUAUUCACAUAUCUUUACAGUACCGCAAGAAACCCGCUUGUGGAGGAAUUGGAACUAGGACCAGCUGAUGUUCCAGUGACUAUGGCUGGUUAUGGUUACGGUUUGCCGAUUAGUCGCUUGUAUGCUCGAUAUUUUGGUGGAGAUUUGCAGAUCAUAUCCAUGGAAGGAUAUGGGACUGAUGCUUACUUGCACUUGUCUCGUCUUGGAGAUUCACAAGAGCCUUUGCCCUAAGAGAAGCUUCAUGUCAGGCAACAAGUGAAGAAAGCUUUGACAUAUUAAAUAUGGUAGAUGAGGGAUCUACAUUACUCAAUUAUUUAUGUUUUUCUAGUUUCUUUUAAUGUACAGACAUUUAUAUCUCUCAUUAUACUUUCUUGAUUCCUAGACUCAGAUUAUGGAGAUUUUUCCAAGUGAGUUUAAUCUCCUCUGAUUUGAUUUGAUUCGAUUUAAAAACCUUUGUACUUUCUCGGUGCAAAUCCCUUUUCUUGUAUCCGAAUGUCGGCAAAACAUUAUUGGUUUACUUCGAUAAAACAGUUAUUGAAGAUAGUCCUGUAAUUGGACCUUA
This is a messenger RNA of Camelina sativa (false flax), 1649 nucleotides long. RefSeq names its product pyruvate dehydrogenase (acetyl-transferring) kinase, mitochondrial. Gene Ontology annotation, biological process: protein phosphorylation; regulation of glucose metabolic process. The record is from RefSeq and is a predicted model, not a curated record. Gene Ontology annotation, molecular function: pyruvate dehydrogenase (acetyl-transferring) kinase activity. NCBI's taxonomy places the organism in Eukaryota, Viridiplantae, Streptophyta, Magnoliopsida, Brassicales, Brassicaceae. Gene Ontology annotation, cellular component: mitochondrion.